AACACGGAGGAAAAGGAAAGUUCAUUUUGGGUCCGUGGUUUUCGGACAAAAAAAUAAAAUUAAACAUCAAUCGAUUUGAUUACCAUAACGUGAGAUAAUUAUGGCUGGCCGUGAAACGUUUGAUAUUUCUCCGCUUCAAAAAGAAAUAUUAGAGCACCGUACAGCAAGGCGCAAUAAAUUGCGAUAUGAGUAUCUGAAACAAACUCAAAAUCCUUAUCGUCAUGCUUUGGGUGUCGGAGGUAUUGUUGACGAUAUCGCAGUCAAUCGCUUUAUGGCAAUGAAAGUCAGAGGAGCUGAGUUUUUUAGACCAACUGUUAAAAACGCCGCAUUCUUCUGGAUAGGGAUGCUCGGACCAAUAUUACUUACUACAUACAUUGUCCGAAAACGCAGGAUCGCGAAGGAGACGAAGUUGAGAUCUGGUCUUGUAAGCUACCGAGACCGUGAUUUUGCUUGUAAUUAAGCUAUGUUUUUGUAGGAGUACAUAUAUAUAUAUCUAUAUAAUAUUGAUUGGGGGAAAAUAAAUAAAAGUAGAACUAUUAAAAUUA
Messenger RNA from Cotesia glomerata, 545 nucleotides. RefSeq lists its product as uncharacterized. Gene Ontology annotation, cellular component: mitochondrion. The record is from RefSeq and is a predicted model, not a curated record. Lineage: Eukaryota; Metazoa; Arthropoda; Insecta; Hymenoptera; Braconidae. The coding region runs from base 101 to 460 and encodes 119 amino acids. The transcript has 3 exons.